This is a messenger RNA of Toxoplasma gondii ME49, 2391 nucleotides long. RefSeq names its product serine/threonine protein kinase AktR, putative. The transcript has 9 exons. The record is from RefSeq and is a predicted model, not a curated record. Gene Ontology annotation, molecular function: protein serine/threonine kinase activity; ATP binding. Lineage: Eukaryota; Apicomplexa; Conoidasida; Eucoccidiorida; Sarcocystidae. Gene Ontology annotation, biological process: protein phosphorylation. The coding region runs from base 1 to 2391 and encodes 796 amino acids.
AUGUCAUCUGCAGCACGGCUCGGCCUGAGCGGCCAGCGGGGGCUGUCUCCUCGUUAUUCGUCACUUACACACACCGCUGGGAAGGCCAGAAGAGUACCAAAGAAUGUACGCCUGUUCCACAUUGAAGGUCGCGGGGCAAGACUGCGUAUAGUAGCUGAACAUCCUGAUGAAGAAACAACUGGUUGGCUACUCGCCCGUGCAAUCGAGGGUCUUGCGGAGAAAGGACUUGGAGAUGGCCUUGUGGCACUUCGAACAGACCCGAGUGGUCCUCUUGGCAACCGGGAUUGGGUGGAUGUCUAUUUGCAAGACAUGCAUCGCACCCUUGGUUGCUUGCCAUUCGAGGACUACCUCCAGUGCGUGUACAGUGAACCAACCGGACCUCCAGAGGGUAACCUUGCUCCACGCCGUGAAAACACAGCCGGAGCAAAACUUAGCGAAUCAAUCGAAUCGCCAGGUGGGAAAGCAGACCGAACGAUCAACCUGCGUGCCAGCAAGGCAGCGUCCCGGCAAAAUUCUCCUUCAGGCACUCGUGCGGCUGUGAAAGACAAGAGUAGGGAGGGGACCUCGUCCGAACUGCGGAGACGGAAUACUGCAUCCAGUAUGAAGGCAGAGCCUGUCGGAGACUCAUCGACUGCUGUUGUUGCUGUUGGAGGAAAUACCGCUGGUACUAUUGUUGCACAUGCUUCUCCUCCCUCUUCCCCUCUUGCCUUGAGUGCUUUGGAGACUCCCCAUCACGAGUCUGGAGCUGGUUACGAGACUUGGGUCCACAAGGGACAGAGUGACCAUGAGAAGCAGGGUGUGUUGGAACGAAACUCUGAGACCACGCGCCAGGUAGCCACGCGAACAUACACACGUUUUCCGCGAUCAGGGGGUGUAUCUGUGCGAGACUUUCGGGAAGAAGGGGUCAUCGGACAAGGAGGGUUCAGCGUGGUGUAUAAAGUGCGGAAGAAAGACACGGGACGCCUCUAUGCACUGAAAGUUGUAGCAAAAAACAAAAUAGCCCAUGAACCCAACAAAAUCCGCCGAGCGCUUUCGGAGAGAGAUGUGCUCAAGCAAUGCGACUCGCCGUUCGUCGUGAGGCUUUUUUGGGCGUUCCAAUCGGAAAACCACUUGUUUCUUGUAAACGAGUUGUGUCCAGGAGGAGAUCUCUUCCGGCUACUCCGGGAGUGUCAGUUCUUCCCCGAGGACGUGUGCCGUUUCGUCUUUGCGGAGGUUCUACUCGGUCUUCGUCACCUUCACGAACUCAAUAUUCUUUACCGGGACUUGAAGGCCGAAAAUGUUUUGGUGGACCUGGACGGACACUGUAGACUCGCUGAUUUCGGACUCUCGAAAACCCUCUCAAAGGGCCACCAGCGGAGUUACUCUUUCUGCGGAAGUCCAGAAUAUCUCAGUCCCGAGAUGCUACUAGGAACGGGCCAUGACAAGACUUUAGAUUAUUACGGCAUCGGAUGUCUGUUGUACGAGAUGCUGACAGGCGUCCCGCCGCAUUACUCAAGCAACAGGAACUGCAUGUACAGCCGGAUUAUUGAAGGAAAUCUUUCGUUCCCGUCGUCGUUGAAGGUGUCGCCUGAGGCAAAGGACCUUGUUGAACGGUUGCUUCACGUAGAUCCUGGACGGCGCCUUGGUGCAGACCCGGGGGGCGUCGAUUCAAUUUGCGCUCAUCCCUGGCUUCAAGGCAUCGACUGGAAGCGGAUUUCAGAGCGCGCGGCACCGAGUUUGUUGCGGCCUUACUUGCAAUGGCAACGCUUGGGAAUUGGCAGAAGUCCGUAUCCUGUCCUUCCUCGUGGCAAAACUAUAUCCGAAGGAAGUCCUUUUCGAACACUUUCGUCGUCAGAUGUUCCCUGGGAGGCGCCUGCUACGUGCCCGUUUCGUCACUUCGACUGGGAAAACAAAAGACUUCUGAGCGAAGCAUCUGAGCGCUGUUCCCUUGUGCUACCAACGGCGGACACAAGCGCCAGUGGGAGCUGUGUACAGUUCUCGAGCAGAAGCAAAUGCUCACGCCUCACGAAACCCGAUAAAGACAAGCAGGGGCGGAUUAUACAGCUGUACAAGCGAGCACAAAGCGUUAUGAGAGUUUCUGGCGGUGCAGAACGGAUUCCCGUGAAGACGAGGCCGGGCUCCCGUGUGAUUCAGUCAGGGCAAGCACAGCAGCAGCCGGGCAACAUUUUAGAACAGCGAUACGUAAUGGUAGGUCCCUCCGGUCGUUCCGUGACCGUAUCUGUGGCUCCUGUGCUUAACCGUCUGCAGCCUUUCUUCACAGGCUCGGUUGCCGUAGCAAUCCCAUCUCACCGUGACGGUGAGCUUUCCAUGGCAGCCAAGCCACCGAUGAAUUCACCCGUUUUUGAAUCCAUCGUGGUUCGCCCCGAAAAAGGCGACUGUGAAAGGCGGUAG